UCACUUCCUGUCACAGGCCGUUACGCGCGAACGCAUCAAAUUGGCUAGAAAAGUUUCGAUAACUGCUUUAUCUUAACGUUCAUUACCACGCUUUGUGAUUUAUAAUGGCCUUAAUGUUUGCUUAAUUAAUGCAGCGUAAUUUAUUUAUUUAUGUAAAUUUAAUUUCGCCCCCCAACAUAACAAGCUCUCCAUGUUUAGUUUUAUCACGCGCCACAAACCGAUCACAAACAGUGACAGUCUAAUGCUAACAGGGCGAACGGAACCUGGGCUGGGACCUUCUAUUCUACGCGUCUAACUCUAAUAAGCCGCUACCAAUGUUUCACCUCCGAUAAGCGAGUUCUUGCCACCCACGCGCUGUCGAGAACUGCAAUCUUUUAAUGGGUGUUUUAUAGGCUCACAUUGUUUUACAAGCUGGAAAGGGUAGCUAAUUAAAAAUUGUUUCAUAUUUUUAUGCCAUUUGCUGCAACAAGUUGUAUCGUUUCGUCAAACAUGGUUGGGAUUUGUAAAUACCAACAAUACCUUGAUUGAUCGGUGUCGUCUUGGUGUAGUGUUGAUCAAGUUCAUGACCUCAAUCUUUCCGUUCAGCCGCUUCAGCUGUUUGAAUUGGUAACGGUUACCGUGCUAAAAUCGUAAUUAAUUGUGUGACUUUGCUAACAGCUAAUUACAUCCACCGAUCGACACCUUGACAUAGACAUCGUAAUUCUUUUUAAUCACACACGUUACGCUUCCCACCAACAACAAGAUCACUCAUCUUAUCACACUUCUUAGGGGUGACAGAGAGGGCGCAUACACACAUACACACACCAGCCGGCAGAAGAUGCAGAGUCGCCAGAAGGCGACACACAGCAGCCACGCUUCAUUAUCGUCACUGGGGGUGCCUUCAUAUUUGCAUAAAAGCUCGAUUAAGGUCAACCGAUUGAGCCGAAAAGAAGGUUCUACCUCCUCCCAAAAACGGGAUGCGCGAAUCGGAAGACGAUCGACGCCUGCGCUCGAAUGCAUCUUGCAGGUGAAGAAUUGCACAGUUAACGCCAAUCCUUUCUUGACGGCAGACACACAACUUUCGACUGGUAGCUCCGUUGCACCAUUUUGUGCCUCUUUUUUUAACCUUUUCUGUAUUGGCUCUUGUAACCGUUAAAAAUAUAAACGAUAAACGAGCGCACGAAUAAUUGCCACCCGGGACGUGUUCUGAUAAGCGCCUCGGUCGGUACAAGCGCAAGUCGCCGUCGGGCCCCGAUCGUCGAUGGCGUAUAAAAGUGCUAAAAGAGAAAUUGUGCGCUUUUAGAAUGCUUGUAGACUCUCGCUGGUCGUGCCGUGCAAACAUCGAUCGUGCGUGAUCGGGAUUGGGUUUCGUUCUAGCGGGUGGAAACAAUGCAACUUCAGUGAAAGAAUCGGCAUGGUGGACACUAACAAAGUGAUGUUUGCCGGUGGACUGUCACGGUGGUUAGGGAUACUUUCGGUCGCGAUCAGCUUGCAGCUCGUUGUCGGUGGUGAUUGGAACUAUUUCAAGUGCUUCGAAACGGUCAAACGAUGCCCGAACCAGAAUGUGUCGUUUUAUCUCUACACGAGAGAAACACAAAACAAUCCCACCCAGCUGGACAUGUUCAAUCCGGAAUCGGUCACGAGCGCCAACUUCAUCAAGGGACGUCCGUUGAUUGUGCUAAUCCACGGGUACACUGGCCAUCGCGAUUACGCUCCAAAUCCAACGAUUCGCCCGGCGUACUUCGCCUACGACGAGUUCAACAUCAUCUCCGUCGACUAUAAUCCUCUAGCUCUUGAGCCUUGCUACCUUCAAGCCGUACGCAAUCUGCCCACCGUUGCGAACUGUACCGCCCAGCUGCUAGACUUCAUCAUCUCCAACGAUAUCAUCCCGCUGGACGACAUCCACGUGGUGGGGUUCAGCCUCGGCGGCCAAACUUCCGGCAUGAUCGCGAACUAUUUGCGGGCUGGCCGGUUGAAGCGCAUCACGGGGCUGGAUCCGGCCAAACCGCUGUUUGUGUUUGCCUCGAACGAGUACAAGCUCGACCAGACCGAUGCGGAGUUUGUGCAGGUGAUCCACACGGACGUGUUCCAGCGCGGGAUAUUGCAUCCGAGCGGACACACGGACUUCUACGUGAACGGGGGCGUGGUGCAGCCGGGGUGCGAUGCGACCACGAUGAUGACGACGGGCGAGUGCAACCACAACCGGGCGCCCGAGUACUACGCGGAAUCGAUCGGCACCGAGGUGGGAUUCUAUGGGUAUCGGUGCGCCCACUGGUACCUGUACAUGCUCGGUAUCUGCCGCGGUGGAGGCCCAAACGACCAGAUCGCUAUUAUGGGAGCGCACACACCCAACACAACCCGAGGCCUCUACUUCCUGAACGUUAACAUGAUGCCGCCUUACGCAAGAGGAAGCAAUUACACCUUACGGGAGGAACUGGCAUCCAUAUCGGCCAACAUUGGGGGUCCACCACCACCACCACCACCACCACCGCCACCGGUCAACUAGUGACAUCAAACCAUGCCAACCAAUCACCAACCAGGACUUCCAAAUUGGAUUCACACUAUCGUCUGUAUGUUCAGUGUUUUUAUGGAUAAAGGAGUGUUAUGUUUAUAGAAAUAAAGUAUGCAAAAAACCCUGA
Molecule: messenger RNA, 2618 nt
Organism: Anopheles gambiae (African malaria mosquito)
Lineage: Eukaryota; Metazoa; Arthropoda; Insecta; Diptera; Culicidae
Product: lipase member H-A-like
Exons: 3
Coding region: 1394-2485 (363 amino acids)
Biological process (GO): lipid metabolic process
Molecular function (GO): lipase activity
Source: RefSeq, a predicted model, not a curated record